AUAUACAAACUAAUUAUUAAAAAAGGGAAAGGAAGGAAGGCUAAGGAAAGGAUCGACAAAGAAAUAGAAAAAAGGUGCAUUGAUCUGAUGCGUCACCUGCAUUGCAUUGCAUGGGUGCAACGUGUUGUAUACAUAGAGUAGCACCUCCCUAUGCCUAUUCCUAUACCUAUUAUCCCCCAUUUUUCUCAUUUCUUUUCUCCUUAAUUACUUCAUAAUUCCAUCAGUUCCCAUUUCUCUCCAUUAUCUAUCCAUGGCGCCCUCCUCGUCUCUUCGAGUUUCUGCAGCAAUUUGUGUUUUUCUCCUCGCAUCGCUCUCCGUGCGCUGUGAUGACGAUGAAGAUCAUCUUCUUCAAGGUAUCAACAGUUACAGGCAAUCCAAAAGCUUGCCGGCCCUGGCGAAGCACGACAAGGCAAACUGCUUGGCGGGCGAGAUAGCCGACGAGAUAGAGGACGAGCCGUGUCCGAGGCCGGGCGCUCCGAGCAGCCCACCGAGAGUGGCCAACUUGCAGAAGCACCUGGACAAGUGCGGCAUAGAUGGCAACAGCACCAAGGACGGUAUGGUGCUGCCGGUGUGCGUUCGGAAACGAGUCCCCACGCUCGUGCUCACCAAUUACACUCAGUCCCAGAACGCAAAGUACCUGAACGAUUCCAAGUACACCGGGGCCGGAAUCGGGACGGAGGACGACUGGACGGUGUUGGUGCUCACCACCAACACUCAAACGGGGAUGUUCGCCGCCGCGGCAGCGACAAGUGUAACGAAUCCUUUGUUUUGUUUGUUGCUGGGGGUGUCCCUUUUCCUACUGCGCCAGAAUUGAAGUAUUAUAUUCCCUUGUCGUGUGGUGUGGUGUUUAUGUUAAUUAGUAUGAGAUGUUUGUAGUGGUGUUUUCCGUAUGUACCUAGUACUAGUAAAAGGAGCAAUAUCUAAUUAUCUA
This is a messenger RNA of Ipomoea triloba (trilobed morning glory), 931 nucleotides long. RefSeq lists its product as uncharacterized. The record is from RefSeq and is a predicted model, not a curated record. The coding region runs from base 251 to 814 and encodes 187 amino acids. NCBI's taxonomy places the organism in Eukaryota, Viridiplantae, Streptophyta, Magnoliopsida, Solanales, Convolvulaceae. The transcript has 2 exons.